Molecule: messenger RNA, 1877 nt
Organism: Megalops cyprinoides (Indo-Pacific tarpon)
Lineage: Eukaryota; Metazoa; Chordata; Actinopteri; Elopiformes; Megalopidae
Gene: fam20a
Product: FAM20A golgi associated secretory pathway pseudokinase
Exons: 11
Coding region: 232-1863 (543 amino acids)
Cellular component (GO): Golgi apparatus
Molecular function (GO): protein serine/threonine kinase activator activity
Source: RefSeq, a predicted model, not a curated record
AGCCUGACCGUGUGCCGGCUCUGUGAGUGGCUCCCUGCGUGACUGGGGGGGGGCUGUGUCGACAGGGAAGUGGGAAGGUGCAGCUGGAAUGCUGCCUUAGAGCGAGGGAACCCUGCCUCCGCGGCUGCCGCUGUCUCACUCAGCCAGCAGAGCCGCCACUGAACGCCAGAUCGGGGGAAUGCUAGCGGAGGAGAGGCGCCGUGACUGCACGCAGAGCCACGCGCACAGACCAUGUGGAUGAGAAGGGACAGGCUGCUGGUGACCGUCACCCUGGCCGCUGUCUUCGGCGCCGACAUCUACUUUGUGCUGCUGCCCAAGCUGCGGGAGAAGUACUUUGGGGAUGACUGCGCCUGCUCCGGGGCCGGGAGCGGCAAUGCCAGCCAAGGUGACGGCGGAGCGCCUCCCCGGCUGUCCAACUCUUCCGCACCCAGCGGGGACAUUGAGGCGGGACAGAGGGUUACGCCGGUUCCCACUGGACAGGAUGCUGGAGGGAAGAAAUGGGGAUCCAAGCUGGAGCGGCUUUUCGCCCACCCCCUCUACAACAUCCGUAGCCCUGCCCUGGGGGAUGAGGAAGUCCUGCUGCAGCCCGAAGAGCUGAUGAACUACUACAAGAGAAAAGUAUCCCGCUGGGAGAGACAUCAGAAAUACUAUAAUGAAGUGGCAGCAGCCACCAACAUCUCUCUGCCUGAUCGUGAGGCAGUGUUUGACUCAGAGGCCAGCUGGCUCAAGUUCCACCUGGGGAUCAACAGAUAUGCCCUGUACUCCCAGGAUGACCCUAACAUUGAGCAUCUGCUCCAGGACCUGCGCAGUACUACAGUCAUCAACGCAGAUUAUACCCAAGAUGAGAAAGCGCUCAAAGGAGUGUGUGACUGCUCUCAAGUGGUGAAACCCAGUGGACACCACCUGAAGCUGGCUCUGAAGCUGAAGGACUUUGGCAAAGCCAUGUUCAAACCCAUGAGACAGGAGAGAGACCAGGAGACACCAGAAGACUUCUUUUAUUUUGUUGACUUCCAAAGACACAAUGCUGAAAUAGCUGCUUUCCACCUGGACAGAAUAUUAGACUUCCGCCGAGUGCCGCCUGUAGCAGGAAGACUUAUUAAUGUCACAGACGAAAUUCUGCUAGCCACACAAAACGAAGAGCUGAGGAGCGUCUUCUUCACCUCCCCAGCGAACAACACGUGUUUCUUUGCCAAGUGUCUGUACGUGUGUAAGACAGAAUACGCAGUGUGUGGCAAUCCAGACAUGCUGGAGGGCUCCAUGUCUGCUUACUUGCCCGGUCUGAGCAUCGCCCCUCGCAUUUCCAUCCCCAGCCCCUGGAUCCGCUCCUACACCUUCACCGGGAGAGAAGAAUGGGAAGUAAAUCCAUUCUACUGUGAUACUGUUAAGCAACUUUAUCCCUACAACUCUGGGAACAGGUUGCUCAAUAUCAUCGAUAUGACCAUAUUUGACUUCCUCAUAGGAAAUAUGGACCGGCACCACUAUGAAAUCUUCACCAAAUUUGGAGAUGAUGGCUUUCCUCUUCACUUUGACAAUGCCAGGGGAUUUGGAAAACAUUCCCAUGAUGAGAUGUCAAUCCUUGCCCCACUGGCUCAAUGCUGUAUAAUCAAGAGGUCAACCCUGCUGCGCCUUAAGCUGCUGUCUCAGGGGGAGUACAGGUUGAGCGACGUGAUGCGGGAGUCGCUGGGCCAUGACAUGUUGAGGCCCGUUCUGACGGAGCCCCACCUGCUGGCCCUGGACCGCCGCCUGCAGCGCGUCCUCCGGGUCGUGCACAAGUGCGCAAGGAAGCUGGGAGAGGCUCAGGUGGUGGCUGUGGACUUUGUGGAAUCUCACAGAACAACGGCCAGGCCCAGCGGCAGCAGGUAGCAUGAGUUGCCAAC